UCUGGGCUAUGAAGAACCACGUUUCAUUCUUCUCGAGAAGGAAGGAUGAGGACGAGGAGAGUGCACCGGAGUAAUCUUGAUUCUACGACAAAAUGAGAUGAAUUGGACCGUACCGAAACGAAUCGAGCCGAAAACAAGCACUGCGUUAGACGAUGACUGGAUGAUUCAAAUGCUUUUAUACCCCUUAAUAACGAGUUCUUCUCUUUUCUUUUCUUUUCUUUUUUUUUAUGUGCGCUACACGAUGCGAUAUAUAUACGACCGUCUAUACUACUACUGUUUAUCCACGAUUGAUGACGAUAUCAUAUUCUUAUCCCAGGCGAUAUUCCAUGAUUAUGUUCCGAUGAUGUGCCGUGUUUGUCAUUUGGGGUCUUAUGAUGGACGAUAAUUUGUGUUUUUAUGUGGGAUUGUGAAAGGCGCUUUUUUGCUGCUGCAUUUACAUGUAUUGUGAUUUGCUUGAUAAUUGAAUUGAAUACCCAAGACAAUAAAU
This is a messenger RNA of Aspergillus ruber CBS 135680, 487 nucleotides long. RefSeq lists its product as uncharacterized. The transcript has a single exon. Lineage: Eukaryota; Fungi; Ascomycota; Eurotiomycetes; Eurotiales; Aspergillaceae. The record is from RefSeq and is a predicted model, not a curated record. The coding region runs from base 98 to 385 and encodes 95 amino acids.